Oldenlandia corymbosa var. corymbosa is the source of this 2725-nucleotide messenger RNA. Lineage: Eukaryota; Viridiplantae; Streptophyta; Magnoliopsida; Gentianales; Rubiaceae. The record is from the annotation of a GenBank genome assembly.
CUUGUCGAGAAGAAGCCGUCCAGCAUGGAAUGAUGAUGAGCAUUGAGUCAAAUCGAUAUAGAGAUACUGAAACAAGUUCUCAAAGUUUGGAUCAGAAAACGGGGACUAAAAACUGAUACCCCUUAGACACGAAGGGCUAAAAAGCUUCUUCAAUUGAUCAUAACCUAUUUGUUUGUCUUCGGAAUCUCUCUUUUUUGUUAAUUAAUACUUGUCAAAGGUCGUUAAUUCAGUUAACAGUACACCAUGGUCCCAUGUUUGAACAUUUGAAGCAUCAAACUUUUCAAACUCCCACCAAAUGUUGUUGUUCUAAAACUUCAAGUACAUUCUUUAUUCAACUAAAAACAUACUUGGUACUAAUUAAUGGAUUAGUUCUUAUUAGCCAAUCAAAUGCUACUUUAAAUAAGGGUUGAUCAUCUCUUCAAGUUUUGUAAAAUUAAGAGUCACAUAUUAGACCAAGUCAUUUUACCAAAACGUGGCCUCUAUGUCUUUAUCUUAAAGGAAAACAUCCUCUUUUUUUUUGGGUUUGGUAUAACUCUAAAUGCUUUGUAUUGGCACUGAUCUUCCUUUCUUUAUUUCCCUCCCUAUCCUAAAGAUUAGCCGUUUUUUUGAUUUCUUGAAUGUCUGGUUUGUGUAAAAGUCACGAAUUUGGUCUCUCUUUUGGAGUUUUUGAACCUUGUUUUCUUGGUUCUUGAUAGUCAAGGCCCAUCUUCAAGAUUGGUCUUUUGAAGGAUCUUGAAGAAAAGUCUUGCACAAGGGAGAUGUAAAUGUAAAAAUGGGCAGUCAUUAUUAGUAGUUAAGGUUUAGGUAUUCAUUCACAUGAAAUUGGUUUUUGUCACAGAAAAAAGGAGUUUUACAGAUAGCUGAGCACACUUUUUCCAACUGCUUCAGUAAUUGCAGAGCUGUUUUUUUUUUUAAAUCUAUUAAGGUGUAGUUCUACAGAGUGUGAGAAGGCUCAGUUUUAGAGGAAGAGGUUGAAAUUUUGUUGUGGCUGUUAAUGUCCAGUUUUAGGUUUGGGGAAUGGAUCAUUCUGCAAAAAGUGAUGAUAACAAAGCAAAAUAUGAAGUAACAAAGGAUAGCAAUGGAGUUCAGCAAGUUCUGCUUCGAAAUCCUCGAGGGGCUUCUGUGAAGGUUAGCUUGUUCGGCGGGCAGGUUGUUUCAUGGAAGAAAGAAAAUGGUGAAGAAUUACUCUUCACCAGUAGUAAGGUAUGAAUUCUGAAUUUCUGAUGCAGGUUUUUGCCCUGUCAUUUUCAUUUAUAUGUCGGAUUGACAUUGACAUAUUGCAAACUUUGAAGAGGCAAAUGUCAUCUCCAGUCCAUCAUUAUGUUUCAAUUCCAUUUGUUUCCGGAUAAGGAAAAAAUUUGAUCAUCCAGAAUGUGAAGCGAAACACCUUAGCAGAUUCAUGAUAGUUUGUGAAUGAUUUGCGGGAUUUUGAUAUAAUUUCAGGCAAAUUUUAAACCACCAAUGGCAGUCAGAGGUGGAAUUCCUAUUUGCUUCCCUCAGUUUGGCAACCGCGGUAUACUGGAGCAACAUGGAUUUGCCAGGAACAGGAUGUGGAUCAUUGAUGAGAAUCCUCCACCUCUUCAUCCCAAUGAUUCCAAAGGGAAAUCAUUUGUCGAUUUGCUGUUUACGCCAUCUGAAGAAGACCUAAAGAGAUGGAAUCACAGCUUUGAGUUUCGUCUUAGGGUUGCUCUGGACUUUGACGGAUAUCUCACGAUGAUAUCACGUGUGAGAAACAUCAAUUGCAAGCCGUUCAGCUUCUCAAUUGCUUAUCAUACCUAUUUUUCCAUCUCUGAUAUCAGUGAAGUGCGAGUGGAGGGACUGGAAACUCUGGACUAUCUUGACAACUUGCAGCAGAAAGAGCGUUUUACUGAGCAAGGAGAUGCCUUGACUUUCGAAUCUGAGAUAGAUAGAGUUUAUCUCAGUUCCGAAGAUGUAAUUGCAGUCCUUGAUCAUGAGAAAAAACAAACCUUUGUCAUAAGGAAAGAAGGACUACCUGAUGUGGUGGUUUGGAAUCCUUGGGAAAAGAAAUCAAGAGCCAUAGCUGAUCUUGGAGACGAGGAGUAUAAGCAGAUGCUCUGUGUCGAUGGCGCUGCAAUAGAGAAUCCGAUAAAUUUGAAGCCAGGUGAAGAGUGGACAGGACGAUUGGAGUUGUCUGUUGUGGCGUCAACAUAAUGCAUUGAAGCGUCACCUAGAUCACAACAACCCAAGCCAUCAAUACUGAUUUUGAACCUAUAGAAGCAUUUGCAAUUCUUAAGUAUCUGGUUAAUACAUCAUCGUGUGACUAUAGUCUAUGCUAACAUCUGUUGCUGCUGCUCCUUUCUGGUGGCUACAUUUCAAAGUAAUAGCUUUUGGAAAUAGUACUAUGAUAUGGGGAAAUUUUAUUUUGAGGUUCCCCUCCAAGUUGAUCAAACAUGCUUGUAAAACUGGCAUUAUUGAUGUAUAUGAAACAUUUACUAAUUGUACUACUACUUUUGAAGGUGUAUGAAACAUGAGUUGCUCUCCUAGACAAUUUGAACUAUGAAAUUAUUUGUGGAAGAAAGGAUGAAUAUGAACUUGAUGAUAAAAUUUAGGUACAACUACAAAGGAAGUGAUAGAUUAACAAGGUAGUUAUUAAGAUAGAAAAACCAAAGAUGGCUACAGGUGGCAAUAAGAAUUGAGAAGAGAGUUGAAAAGUAGAAAUUUUUUUGGUGUGGAUUGUGGAAUGAAUAUAAAGCUGAGAAGUGAA